GGUUUGAUAGAUGUCAGUUGGUUGCAUCGGUCUGACAUUUCUCAUCGAUUUUUUUUAUCUAUUGCGGUUCUGCUCUGCAACAAUAAUGGAUACAGACCGAAGUUGGAUGUAUAAGCGGCUGCAGGGCGGGUUGCUAUACCCAGGUUUUGACGAGCGCGUGCAGGAAUUUGUUAAUUUUGCUUUACGUCAUCCCGCGUGCAUGAGUGGGCCCGAGAUUAAAUGCCCAUGUCCUAGGGCAAGAUGUAAAAAUACGAGUUAUCGAGACGUCGAAACAGUGAAGCUGCACAUUCUGCAGAAAGGGUUUGUGGCAGAUUAUAAAGUCUGGGUUUUUCAUGGGGAGGGAAAUGUUUUAGAUCCUCGUCCCGUUGCACAGAUGCCGGAGUAUGACAUUGACAUGGAAAAUGAGGAGGAAGACGAUUUCAGCUCCGUUCAGAGAAUGAUUAUCGAUGCUGCUGGUCCAGAAGUAGUGUUCACGGAGGAGGAACCGAAUAAUGAAGCUAAACAUUUUUAUAAUAUGAUGCGUGCAGCUGAAGAACCUGUAUACCCCGGUAGUAGCAAACACUCUCCUUUGUCUGCGGCUGUUAAAAUGUUGGACAUCAAAUGUCGACAUAGUGGGUCAGUGGCUUUAGUAGAUGAUGUGACCGAAUUUAUACAAGAGCUGCUUCUAGAGGACAACAAGAUGCCGAAGAACUUUGCCGAAAUAAAGAAGAUGGUUAGAGGUCUUGGGUUGCCGGUUGAAGUUAUCGAUUGCUGUUUACGCAACUGUAUGAUUUAUUGGGGGUCAGACGCGGAUUUAACGCGAUGCAAAAUUUGCGAUCACGAACGGUGGAAACCGGCCCCUAACGGAAAUUCUGCGAAAAGACGAGUUAACGUCCCAUAUAGGAAAAUGUUUUAUUUUCCUAUAACUCCGAGAUUGCAGAGGUUGUACGCUUCUAAAGCCACUGCCAAGCAUAUGACGUGGCACACUGAACACGAAAUGGUUGAUGGAAAGAUGUGUCACCCGUCAGAUUCCCCGGCGUGGAAACAUUUUAGUGAAUUGCAUACAGAGUUUGCGGAAGAAAUUCGAAAUAUCAGACUAGGCCUGUGUACUGAUGGGUUUCAACCAUUUGGGGCCUUCGGGCAGAAUUAUUCAUCAUGGCCAGUAAUUUUGACACCUUACAAUCUCCCUCCAGGAAUGUGUAUGAAAGAUGAGUUCAUGUUUUUAACUGUUAUUGUCCCUGGGCCUCGAAAUCCUAAACAUCAAAUGGAUAUUUUCCUGCAGCCGUUGAUAGCUGAGCUAAACCAACUUUGGGAAUUUGGAGUCCAGACAUUCGACGUUCAUAGCACAUCUGGGAGACUGGCUUGCCCUCACUGCAUGGAAAAUACAGAUGCUUUCACGCUGAAAGGGAGUAGAAAACAGUCGUGGUUUGACUGCCACAGAAAGUUCUUGCCUCGUGGUCACCCGUACCGUCGUAACACAACUCAAUUCCGUAAAGGGAAAACCGUAAACAAAGAAUUCGGACACCCGAAAACCGGAGAAGAAUUGUUGGCAGAGGUGGACAGUCUGGGGUUUAUGAAGGCAUAUGAAUUUGGGGCUGAGAAAAAUAAUGCUGCGAAGUCGGAAAAUUAUGACCAUGCAAAAUCUAGAGAAGAGUUGAAUGACAUAUGUGAUCGGCCUGAGUUAGCUAAAGAUCCGGUUACUGGGAGAUUUCCUAAGGCGAUGUAUGCUUUGGACAGGGACGGGAAAAAAGCUUUACUUGAGUGGAUUAAGUUAAUAAGGUUUCCAGAUGGCUACGCGUCCAACUUGUCCAGAUGUGUCGAUACAAUCGGUCUGAAAAUGCAUGGAAUGAAAAGUCACGACUGCCACAUUUUUAUGCAAAGACUUCUGCCAAUCGCUCUCCGUGAGCUAUUACCGAAGGAAGUCUGGGAGCCUUUAACAGAGCUGAGUAUCUUCUUUCGUGAGUUAACCUCCACGUCUCUAACAGAGAUAGAUCUAGAUCGUAUGAGGCUGGAAAUCCCAAAGAUACUUAGUAUAUAUAUUGACAUGUCAUGUUCACUAACUGAGGAAUGUGGAAUCAGAUAUUUGAGAAAGCUGGAAAAAAAAGUCAGCAAUAAAGGGAGGGUGGAAGGAAGCAUCAGUAGCGGAUACUUGAAUGAAGAAACCGCAAAAUUUGCAGCUUAUUACUUUUCAGAAGGUGACCCAAUGAUACCUGAGCGGCCGCAAAGGAAUGAAGUUUAUGACAUUGAAGUCGAUGACGAUGUGGACAGACUAUCUAUUUUUAAGCCGCACGGGCAAUCAGUGGGUGCUUGCCGCAAGAGAUAUCUUGAAGAUUCUGAGAUUGUUGCUGCUCGGACAUAUGUUCUGUUGAAUUGUUCAGAAAUUGAAAAUUACAGAGAGGUUUUCGAAGGCGAGUUGCGCAGAGAAAACCCUGAAAUCACCAUCUCUCAAAUUGAAGCGAAGUUCGAGAGUCAAUUUGCCUACUGGUUUCAACAAUACGUGCAAGAUCCAACUGUUUGUACUAAUCCCUUUAUUCUUAGUCUCGCUAAAGGACCUCUUAGAUCAGUAAGAACAUUUAAGGGGUACCGUGUAAACGGAUUUAAGUUUCAGACUCAAGCUUAUGGGGAGGAACAGCUUACUAUGAAUAGUGGAGUCUGCGUGAAGGGAACUCAAUAUGUCGACAGCGAAAAUGACUUUUAUGGAGUUCUGACAGACAUAAUUGAGCUGGAGUAUCCGGCUCUUCCAAUGAAGACGACUGUCUUAUUUAAAUGCGAGUGGUUCGACCCAGCACGAAAUUCUGGCACAAUUAGUAACAAAAAAUACAACGUGGUGGAUAUUAAUAACAGAAGGAGAUACAAUAAGUAUGAACCAUUCAUCUUAGCCGAACAGGCCGACCAGGUUCAUUACCUGCCAUAUCCUAGUAAAAGAAGGGAUAAAUUAAAUUGGUGGGCAGUUUGCAGGACAAAGGCAAGAUCUGAACUUGACAUGCCCGAGGGGAUUAUCCCGGCUUUUCAAGACGUGAUAGAAGAAAAUCCUCUCAUUGUUGCAACGGACGACAAUUCGACAUAUUUAGCUGAUGACAACGGAGAAGCUGAAGAAGAUGCGUUGUUCGUGCCUCCUGAUGAAACAGAAUCUGACUUUAUCGCAUCCUCAUCAGAUGAAGAUGAAAUUGAAGAACUUUAG
Messenger RNA from Mercurialis annua (annual mercury), 3160 nucleotides. RefSeq lists its product as uncharacterized. The transcript is spliced from 7 exons. Lineage: Eukaryota; Viridiplantae; Streptophyta; Magnoliopsida; Malpighiales; Euphorbiaceae. The record is from RefSeq and is a predicted model, not a curated record. Bases 11 to 3160 code for a protein of 1049 amino acids.